This is a messenger RNA of Botrytis deweyae, 3114 nucleotides long. RefSeq lists its product as uncharacterized. The transcript has 4 exons. Lineage: Eukaryota; Fungi; Ascomycota; Leotiomycetes; Helotiales; Sclerotiniaceae. Gene Ontology annotation, biological process: protein sumoylation. The record is from RefSeq and is a predicted model, not a curated record. Bases 1 to 3114 code for a protein of 1037 amino acids. Gene Ontology annotation, molecular function: SUMO activating enzyme activity. Gene Ontology annotation, cellular component: SUMO activating enzyme complex; cytoplasm.
AUGAUGACGGCCAUACACACGAAAGAUAAAGACAUGGAGACUAAGAUGCAGGUAGAUGAGUCGGUGGUUGGCAAUAACGAGAUCGAUGAAUCGCUUUACAGCAGACAACUUUACGUUUUAGGACAUGAGGCCAUGAAGCGUAUGGGUGCUUCGAAUGUGCUGAUUGUGGGACUCAAGGGACUCGGUGUCGAGAUUGCGAAGAACAUUGCUUUGGCAGGUGUCAAAAGUCUUACCCUCUAUGAUCCUGCGCCCGCCGCCAUCUCCGACCUUUCAUCUCAAUUCUUUCUACAUCCUGAAGAUGUGGGAAAGCCAAGAGCGGAAGUGACCGCACCACGCGUUGCUGAGCUAAACGCAUAUACACCGGUUUCCGUCCACAAGUCAUCCAGCUUAACAGAGGAACUCACUCAAUUCGAUCGAUACCAAGUCGUUGUCCUGACCAAUACUCCCCUCAAGGACCAAAUCAUAAUUGGUGAUUAUUUACAUAGCAAGGGAAUCUACCUGGUAGUUGCGGAUACAUUUGGUCUCUUUGGAUCAAUCUUUUGCGACUUUGGUGAUAAGUUCACUGUUCUUGAUCCCACAGGCGAAGCUCCAGUCAGUGGCAUUGUUGCUGGAAUCAACGAGGAAGGUUUAGUAUCAGCCUUGGAUGAAACACGACACGGCCUUGAGGAUGGGGAUUACGUUACUUUCACCGAGUUGGAAGGGCUAGAAGCUUUGAACGGCGCAGAGCCUCGAAAGGUAACAGUAAAGGGGCCAUACACUUUCUCUAUCGGAGAUGUUACUGGACUUGGUCAAUACAAGAAGGGUGGAAUGUACCAACAGGUCAAAAUGCCAAAGUUCAUUGACUUCAAGCCAUUGUCCGCUGCUUUGAAGGACCCAGAACAUCUUAUUUCCGACUACGCAAAAUUCGAUCGUCCUCAGCAGCUCCAUGUCGGUUUCCAGGCUCUUCAUGGUUUCCAAGAAUCUCAAGGUCGUCUUCCAAAACCGAUGAAUAAGGAAGACUCCCUAGUCAUUGUCGAGUCUGCUAAGACCUUUAUCAAAAAUCAAAAGCUGGAUAUUGAAGUGGAUGAGAAGUUGAUCGCCGAGUUAAGUUACCAAGCUCAAGGUGAUUUGAACCCAAUGGCAGCUUUCUUCGGUGGUCUCGCCGCUCAAGAAGUGUUGAAGGCUGUUUCUGGGAAAUUCCACCCAAUCAAUCAAUGGAUGUACUUCGACUCUUUGGAGUCCCUUCCUACCAGUUUCAAACGGACCGAGGAAACAUGCAAACCCCUCAAUUCUCGAUACGAUGGUCAAAUUGUUGUAUUUGGUCAAGAAUACCAAGAAAAGCUUUCCAACAUCACCCAGUUCUUGGUUGGUGCCGGUGCUAUUGGUUGCGAAAUGUUGAAGAAUUGGGCCAUGAUUGGUUUAGCCACAGGCCCAAAGGGUAAGAUCUUUGUCACUGAUAUGGAUUCGAUCGAAAAGAGCAAUCUCAACCGUCAAUUCCUCUUCAGACCUAAAGAUGUUGGCAAGUUGAAGAGUGAUUGUGCUGCUGAGGCAGUACAAGCAAUGAAUCCUGAUCUUAAAGGUCAUAUUGUUACCAUGCGUGAUCGAGUUGGUCAAGAUACCGAACAUAUUUUCAACGAGCAAUUCUGGUACCAACUUGAUGGCGUUACUAACGCUCUCGACAAUGUUGAUGCGCGAACUUACGUUGAUCGUCGUUGUGUCUUUUUCCGAAAGCCUUUGUUGGAGAGUGGAACCCUUGGUACUAAGUGUAACACACAGGUUGUUCUCCCUCAUCUGACCGAGUCAUAUUCCAGCUCUCAAGAUCCUCCCGAGCAAUCUUUCCCAAUGUGUACACUUCGAAGUUUCCCUAACAAGAUUGAACAUACCAUUGCUUGGUCUCGAGAAUUGUUCGAAUCAUACUUUGUCAAGCCAGCAGAAACAGUCAAUUUAUACCUCACUCAGCCAGACUACCUCGAAAAAACCUUGAAACAGGGUGGCCAAGAAAAAGCAACCCUAGAAACGAUUCUAGAUUUCUUAGUUGAGGAUAAGCCAUUGUCUGUUGAGGACUGUAUCAAGUGGGCUCGUCUACAAUUCGAGAAGCAAUACAAUAAUAACAUUCAACAAUUACUGUACAACUUCCCUAAGGAUUCGACUACAUCAAGCGGUACACCAUUUUGGUCUGGACCAAAACGUGCUCCAGAUCCAUUGAAGUUUGACCCCAAGAAUCAAUAUCAUUGGGAUUUCGUUGUCGCUGGUGCUAGCCUUCAUGCCUUCAACUAUGGAAUCAACACCACUGGCCUCAACUCAAGCACAAUUCAAAAAGUUCUUGAUAACAUGAUCAUCCCCGAUUUCUCUCCCAGCUCUUCCGUCAAGAUUCAAGCUGAUGACAGUGAACCUGAUCCAAAUGCUGGAAACAGCUCAUUCGAUGACAGCACGGAGCUUCAAAAUCUCAUGGCUAAGCUUCCAUCGCCUAAAUCAUUGGCUGGUUUGAAACUUUCACCAGUAGAGUUUGAGAAGGAUGAUGAUACAAACCACCACAUUGACUUUAUCACCGCUGCUAGUAACUUGCGUGCCGAGAAUUACAAGAUUGAGCUUGCCGAUAGACACAAGACAAAGUUUAUUGCUGGCAAGAUUAUUCCUGCUAUUGCAACCACUACUGCUCUUGCCACGGGAUUGGUAAUCAUGGAAUUUUACAAGAUUAUCGAUGGUAAAGAUGACAUUGAGCAAUACAAGAACGGCUUCGUCAACUUGGCCCUACCUUUCUUUGGAUUCAGUGAACCUAUCGCUAGUCCAAAGGCUACAUACAAAGGUCACACAGGAGAAGUCUCUAUUGACAAACUCUGGGAUCGAUUUGAGGUUGAGGAUAUUACUCUUCAAGAACUCAUCGACGACUUCUCAAAGAACAAGGGUCUCGAUAUCACUAUGUUGAGUUCGGGUGUUAGUCUCUUGUAUGCCAGCUUUUUCCCCAAGGCAAAGUUGGCGGAUCGAUUGAAUUUGAAGCUCAGCGAACUUGUCGAGCUCAUUUCCAAGAAGCCUAUCCCAAGUCAUCAAAAGACGGUGAUCUUCGAAAUUUGUGUUGAAGAUCAAGAUGAAGAAGAUGUAGAAGUUCCUUAUAUUAUGAUGAAGUUGGGCAAUUAA